CAGAGCUUCACUUUACUUUACCUAGAUAGUAAUCCUUUGUGGCCAAGACAUCCAGGUAUCCAAGGCAGUGAGGGGGAUCAGGUUCAGAGGAGCUUGUAGACCAGGACAAUGCAGGUCUUUGACUGGCUAAGGGCAGCAUGCCCACUGGUUUGGUGUGGAUUUAUAUUAGGCCAUAAACUCACCAGCUCACUCUGGCCUUUGUACACCACUGCAUAGCUUAACCUUCUUUAUGGACUUUUAUAUUAAUUGCACAGAUAAUAUUGAAUGAGUUUCAUUUAAUCUUUGGGAACUACUCUGAAAAUAUUAACAUCAGAGGUCACGGAGGAUUCAUUUGGUUACAGAGUAAAUUAAGUGGAGGCUUCCCAGGAGACAUUUCCAGGUAAAUCACUAAUCCUUUGUGCAUCGAUGUGUCUCGUGGCACUGAAUCCCAACUGGAACUGAAUUUUGAUUGUGCUAGUGUCUGCUACAGCCAGAGUCCUGCAGGGGGACACAAUAUUGGCCAAUGUGAGGGAAGGAGGGGUUAAGUGGGCAGGAUGUCUCCUGCCUCAUUGUGCCAUUACGACUCUUCAGAUCAGUUAUUUAUUUUAUUUAUUUUUUUACAAAGUGACAGGGUGGGUCAAAUUGUAGUAGUGUGGUUCAGAUACUGGUAUAUUGGUCAAAAGAUUUCACUGCUUAAGUAUGAGGUGGGUUAUGAGGACGGGCCAGGGCUGUGGCAGAAUCAGCACACUUGCCUACUAUUGAGUAUGGUUGUUGAGUACACUGAAUGGGAAAGUCGUCAAGUAGAUGAAAUGUUCUCUAAACUUAGUGUGCUUAAUAUCCCAGGAUGACAUAUUUAUUUCAGGGAUUUUGCUAAGUAUAUUUGGGAGCAUACUUUUCAGGAAGUAAACAACCAUUUUAGUAUCAAUAAAUAUAAAUAUUGAUGCCCAGCUUCACUUUAAAAACAAGGUGCAGCUUCGCUGACAUUUUCCUUCAACAACAACAACAAGGACGUGUGAGCAUGUCUUACAACACUUCCACACUAUAGUUGGAAAAUAGUACGGAUGAUUUGUUUUGCAUACUGCCCAUCACAUAUUAAAAAUAUGUACUAAACAGUAUAUGAUAUGUGUAGUAGACAGCACAUACUUUGAGGACACAGUAGUUAGGUUUGUCUUGGACACAGCCCUCCUCUCAUUCAGAAACUAUAGAAAGGGGGACCAGGAGUCUUUGAAUUAGAAGACCACCUUUCAGGGUUGCAUGCAAAAAAGUCAUUGCCCCCUUAAACUUAACUGGUUGCACCUAACAGCAACAAAAUGUUUCCUAUAAUUUAAUAUCAGUCUUAGACUGUUUUUUUAGCCCACUCUUGCAACUCUCGUUACUGAACUGCUUUAAUUCAGAGAAAUUGGUAGGUUUUUGAGCAUGAACUGCUCACUUCAGGUCCUGCCAUGGCAUCUCUAUUGGGUUCAGGUCAGGACUUUGACUAGGCCACUCCAAAACUUUAAUUUUGUCUCUUUUCAGCCAUUCAGAUGUGUCUUGCUGCAUAACCCAAUUAGGCUUCAGCUCACAAACAGAUGACCACAUAUUCCUUAAGAAUUUUCUGGUACAGAGCAGAAUUCAUCGUCCAGGUUCCGGGGCAGCAAAGCAUCCCCAUACCAUCGCACUCACACAACCAUAUUUGACUGUUGGUAUGCCGUUCGAUGUAAUUUGCUUUAUGCCAGACACAAUCGGACCAAAAAGUUGCAAUUUUGACUCAUUUGUCCAUUGAACAUUAUCCCAGAAGACUGGGUUAUCCCCAAGUGUUUUUUUUGCAAAUGUGAGACUAGCAUUGAUGUUUCUCUUGGCUAGCAAUGGUUUCUGCCUUGCUACUCUCCAACGAAUCCCUUUUUUGCCAAUCUCUUUUUUAUUGUGGAUUCAUAAGCACUGACCUUAGCCUUAUCCCUUUUGCCUUUUGCUCUGCAUGUGUCUAUGAGUAAAAAGUCACUCACACACACCUUGAAAAAAAAACAAAAACAAGACAAAUUAUCCACAGGAAUAAAUAUUUGGCUGUUUUUCACGGUCACUUUCCCUAGUGACUGAACAGUUUGCGGCUGGUGUCUGAGCAAUUCCAUUAGCUCCAUUAUCUGACUAUCACUGACCUCCUGAGCUCAGGGUGAUUAUCUGCGGUUCCUAAAGUAAAGCACUGCAUCAAACUAAUUUUACAAACAUAUAUACAUUCAUUAUAUUGAUUAACAACAGAUGUAAUUUAACAUACGUCCUCUUUAAACUAAUCAGUUGCUGCUGCAGUCGGCCCCUACUAUGAAAUCAGUGUUGAAAAGAACAUGAUUCACCAGCCUGCAAGCAUAACAGCAGUGCUGCCAUGGACUCAUGUCAAACUGUUAAUUAUAGGUUCUGAUAGAAAUAUUUGCCUCAUAUAUCUGCUCGCUGUGCUAUUUCUGAAACAUGUUUCUCUGCUGAAGUGAUUAGCGACGUUCAGUGUCACAUCGUAUGCUUGUUUGACAGAAAGUGUGGGCGAGUAGAAUUAAAGAGAAAAAAUAGACGGGCUCAGGCUAAAUUAAAACAAUUUGAAUUACACAAUGCUCUAAUUACUGCACAAUCUGAUGGAAAGUAAGAGAUGCAUUAAAUGUAAAUUGUGUUUUUAGUCCCCCUUCAACACACUGAUUCAAAUGGGCUGUCUAAAUCAUAUUUAAACACAUAAUAAAUACAAUAGUGAAAUAAAAGUCCUGUGGCUCCAGGCACAUUUCAUUAUAAAACCAUGGCACAUAUUUUAAGCAGGAAAAGUUUUUAUAGCCUAUAUGACACUCUAGAUUAUAACAAUAUAUGACAAAUAAAAUCCACGUUAUUACACAAUGAGCAGAAAAGAUAAAUAGAUCUUGCUAAUUAAACCUUUGGCAACAUUUUUGUCAGACCGCGCAACGUGUUUAUUACAUCUUAAAAGUAGAAAAGUGGAAGUCUGAAAGUCUGAUAUUUGUUUAUUGUUAAAUAAAACAGUUUUAUUAAACUAAAUGUCUAAGUUAACCUCCGCUGAGGGGUGUUUAUUUUCUUCCCAACCCACAUAAUCUGGGGCUUUAUGCUUUUAAUAGAAAGCUAUCAUUAGAUCUUUGCUGGAUAUUUAAACCUCCAGGCGCAAUUCAUAACAGCAACCAUCCCAAACCUGUUUACGUAGAUGGGCUGCCGGCUCCCUGCGUGUCAGCGUGCAACGUGGCGUUUAUGGCCAUCUCGUAUUUCACACAUCCCGGGAGCCAAUAGUGGAGAGCAUAACAUAGUUGGUGGGAAAUGUUCAGUGUUAUCGCAGAACUGAGUGGCUUACAUGAACUUCCUAGAGAUUUCUGCCUGGUUGUCCUCUCCAGAGUGUGAUAGCAAUGAACCGGGUACGUUUGAAACAGAAAUGAAUACGCUAGGCACCUGAGAAACGUGUACGAAAUCCUGUAAAUGUGGUAUAGCGAAGACACUUUUGCAAAGCUACAUUUAGUUGCACAGCCUGAUUGCGUUCUCAGUUCUGGUUCUACGAUAUUAUCAGUCUCGUUUCUUAACGUUUGUAGAUAAUUAGCAACUAGCCAUUUUUUGCGAACGAAGAUAACUAGAUAGCUAUGGACUUACCCAGCGGUGUGGGCUGGUUGUUGCUGUGUGCGUGUUUGGUGUUAAGUAAGCCCACUUUGCGGAAAGAUCGUGUUUACCAUGAACCCGAGUUAAGUCCUAGACCGGCAGCCGAGGAGGAUGGGAGCCACAAAUACGACCACGAGGCCUUUUUGGGCAAGGAAGAGGCAACUACAUUUGAUCAGUUAACCCCAGACGACAGCAAGGAAAGGCUUGGGAAAAUUGUAGACCGGAUAGAUGGUGACAAGGAUGGAUUUGUAUCUCUGAAUGAGCUAAAAAGCUGGAUAAAACGGGUUCAGAAACGCUACGUUUAUGAAAAUGUGGCUAAGGUCUGGUCUGAUUAUGACACCAACAAAGACAACAUGAUUUCAUGGGAUGAGUACAAACAAGCAACAUAUGGCUACUAUCUCGAUAGUCCAGGGGACUUUGAGCAGUUCACCUUCAAAAAGAUGUUGCCUCGCGAUGAGCGGAGGUUCAAAGCCGCCAACGCUGACGGUGACCUGGUAGCCAACCGUGAAGAAUUCACGUCUUUCCUCCACCCCGAGGACUUUGAGCAUAUGAAAGACAUUGUGGUUCUUGAAACCCUGGAGGACAUUGACAAGAAUGGUGAUGGCUUUGUGGAUGAGGAUGAGUACAUAGCGGACAUGUUUACAAAUCCAGACGGGGGAGUAGAACCGGACUGGGUGAAGACUGAGCGGGACCAGUUCUCUGACUUCCGGGAUAUGAACAAAGACGGAAAGAUGGACAAGGAGGAGAUCCGCCGCUGGAUCCUCCCUCAGGACUAUGACCACGCCCUGGCCGAGGCCAAACACCUGGUGUACGAAUCAGAUGCGAACAAGGAUGAGAUGCUGACCAAAGAGGAGAUCUUGGACAACUGGAACCUUUUCGUGGGGAGCCAAGCCACCAACUACGGAGAGGACCUGACCAGGAGGCACGACGAGCUGUGAUGUUUCCUCAGAGCCGCAGAACCGUUGGCUGCCGGGCCGAGAAGAACCGCACCGACGGCAGUGACGCACAGCGGCCUGCGGGCCCACGGACUAGCUGCAGAACCACACCACGGUCCACAGAACUUCCCUGCACCGCCCUGAAGGCCACAGCUAUCCUCGCGUUUCUGUGAGAGUGGCAGUCACCACGAGGGAAAUGUUGUGGUCUCAGUGUAGUCAUAUGUGAGAAGCACAGAGACUUUUGUCCACCACUGAGCCUCGUUUAAAAGCCAUCAAAAAUGUGAUGCACGUCUGCCUUCUUAGUUUUUUUAAAGUUUAGUUUUUUUCAUUUCUGUAUGUCAAAACAUUUAUAGAUUUCUGAAAAUUUUGUUGCCUUAAUUUUAUUUAGUUAUUGUCUUUUUAAAAAAAUUUUGUUACUCAUUUCUUGGAAAACUUCACAGGGACUAGCCUGAAAUAAGAAAGGCUGGAGCACACUGAGCUCAGAUCAAAAGACGCUGUUUAAUGACUGACAUUUGGGAAGGGAAGACUGACAUUUGGACAUCUAUGACAGUGGUCUCCAACCCUGGUCCUGGAGAGCUACAGGGUCUGCUGGUUUUCAUAGUGACUCUGCACUUCAUGAAUCAAUUAGAGCAGUUGAUUACACAGUUAACUCACCUGGUGUCUUGGGUCUCAAUUGGGUGCUGAUUUUAAGGUGAAAACAAAAACCAGCAAACCCCGCAGCUCUCCAGGACCAGGGUUGGAGACCACUGGUCUAUGACGUCUUACUUAGAGUCAAAAAGGCUUUUGCUCUGAGCUCAGUGCUAGUCCCCAUGAAGUUGUCUGGGUAAGGAGUUCUUGACUGUUGAGCACCUACUUAAGCCCUCUUUUAUUUGUCUGGCUUGAAGCGCAUUGGCCACCUCCCCUUUGAUCCAGAGACUUGUAUAUUCCAUUUAGCUUGAGAUGGCAUUUUCUGUCGCACAGGAGCUCUAGAUCAAUUUGUCUGGUCUUUGUAGGGUGAUUGAAGUGUUUUACUUGUUACAAACACGUUUCGUAUAACUGGGGCCAGCAGUGUGUCUCCCCUUGUUUUCUUGCUCGGUACUUCCGUCCACCGUCAGCUAGAGUUUGCGAUGAAGCCCCUUCUCAAACAAUUAUCCCAUUUGCAGCACCUCAAGAAUCUAAGUUUAUAAAGUAAUUGCUGCUAAUUAAGAACAGACGGUGACUGACAGCGAGGUUUGCAAGUGACACUCAUGCUAAAUUCAGCUUGAUUACUAACUACCGUGGACAUGCUGAGGUAUUUUUAAAUUGUACAGUGGCAUGUAGCAGUUAUAUAACAUUUAACUUGCACAAAAAAGUUAAGUAAAAAUAAGUUGAUGAUUCAACUAAUUAACGAAUCAUGGUCUUCAAUCAAGACCUUAAGUAGAAUCAGGUCUCUCAGUGCUGGGCAAUGACAAAAACCUGAAAACAACACACCGCACUUUUCAGAUAAGAUUGGACACUCCUACGUUAUACGGAUGCAUUUUUCUUUUUUACUGCAGUGAUACUCAAUCCUGGUCCUGGAGAAGCAUAGAGUCUGCUGGUUUUUGUUUUUUCCUUAAGAUCAGCAACCAAUUUAGACCCAAGAAACCAGGUUACCUGAGCUAACUGUAAUCAAGUGCUUUUACUGAUCGAUUUCUGUGCUCAAGUUCUGAGUAACAACAAAAGCCAGCAGAUCUUGUGGUUCUUCCACAUGAACUUCCAUUUAUGUCCACUUUCGUCCCUGACUCUCCCCUUAUUAGAUAAACUAAUUGUUCAUAAAGGUCCCAAUUAGAAACUCAAUUCUAUGCUUCGUCACUUAACUGUGCCGUUGGAGUGCCUAUGAGGACCCCUUGAGGAUAACUAUCAAAAUACAAGUUUAAAUCCCUGCAGGUCACAUGGUGGAGACAAACCGGUGGCCCUAUAUAUAUAUAUAUAUAUAUAACUGAAUGUGCAAUUAACUUUUUGGUCAUGCCUUUUUACACAGGAUUGCAUUUGUAAAUGAUGAAAGUGUCAUUUAUGUAAAUAUCAAGCCUUUUAUAUGCUUACAAUGUCUUCAUUGAUGCCUUUUGUUAGGAUUGUGUGAACAAGCAUUGUCAGGUUUUUGUGAAAUUACGCAAAAUGUGGGGUGAACAUUUCCUUUUUUUUCAUUACCUCAAGGCCAGGCCAUUUACAGGUUCUACUGAUUACAACCUACGUGGCAGGCCUCAUUUCACUCUUGAAAUCGCUAUCUUUUACUUCAUGUGCUUAAGUACUGUGCUGUACUAUAGAAAUUGUUUAUUUAUCAUAACACUUCUCUAUGACAUUAUGAACAAAGUUGGCAGCAAUACUUGUAACUUUCCACUCCAGAGAAUAAAACUUUUUUGACUUUUCUAUGGGUACAAGGUCAAAGAUGUUCAAUGCUUGGUGCUCUCUGUACUACCGUGUAGUCUACUUGCCUGACUGAGUUUUCAGAGCUGCUGGAGAUCCACCUCUGCCAAACUAAAGUGAGAAUUCAUUAUAUUUAUAAUCCUGUGAAGUAGAAGGCUGGUUUCUGCAGAGCUUUACAAAUCUGUGGGUGGCCAAACCUCUACAGUGUGGAUACUUAAAUCUGGGCCACGAUGCCAGUUGGUUUUCUUUUCUCCCUGAUAGUUAAUCCAUUGAUUAAUGAUUGGCUAGAGAUUUAACUCCCCUGGUGUCACAGGUUUAAAACAGUCCUGAUUAGGGGGGGAGAAUAAAAAUUAGCAAUACUAUUGGCCUCAAGGGCCAGAUUUGAAUAUCAUUUCACUUUUGGACGCAAGAAUGUAAUGUCAAUAUCACAGAUAGCAUGUAACCAGUGUUUGGAAAUACUGUAUGUGCUUCAUGCAACAAAUGGAAUUCUGGCUUCUACAGCCAGUAUUGAUAAACUUGAUUUUAAAAUGUCAAGGACAAUUUUUAGCUUUAGAGAUAUUUUUUAAAAUAUUUUUGACGACUGCCAUUUUUAUAGCACGCAAUAAACACAUUUAGUGAUUUUCAAGUCUGACGAAUGAACCGAGUCCAAAAAUGGGAAGCAUUUAAAGAGUUCCUCCAGACAGCAUAUGCGGUUUGUCAUGUGUCUGAGGAGAUCUGUGUGUCGUGAUUAUGUUUGACUCUAACAGUUUGAGGCUAGAGAGGAGAAGAAUGUGUGGCUCUCGCGUGGCUAU
Anguilla anguilla (European eel) is the source of this 7666-nucleotide messenger RNA. Its product is annotated as reticulocalbin-1-like. Bases 3564 to 4517 code for a protein of 317 amino acids. The record is from RefSeq and is a predicted model, not a curated record. The transcript has 6 exons. Gene Ontology annotation, cellular component: endoplasmic reticulum. Lineage: Eukaryota; Metazoa; Chordata; Actinopteri; Anguilliformes; Anguillidae. Gene Ontology annotation, molecular function: calcium ion binding.